Aegilops tauschii subsp. strangulata is the source of this 533-nucleotide messenger RNA. The record is from RefSeq and is a predicted model, not a curated record. Lineage: Eukaryota; Viridiplantae; Streptophyta; Magnoliopsida; Poales; Poaceae.
AUUCCUCUGCUCUCACUCUCACUCUCUCGCUCCUCUCCUCUCUGCUCUUCGACGCCGGCGGCGACUUGCGCUGUGGAAGCUCCACCGCCGCCAUGCCUUCCUGGAAUGACGGGGAUACGAGCUCAGAGGAUGAGUGCGACAUCACAAGCAUGGACAUGGCUCUUUGGGAGACCCCUGACACCACCGUGGAGCCUCUUUUCUGUGGCCAGCUGGAGCUUUCUGAACCCACCUGCAUGAUGCACCACAUGAGGCCAAUUAAGUGUGUGGCAUUUGAAGGAACCUUAACUGGAAGGCGUUUCUAUGGUUGUCCAGUGCAGCAGAGUGAAGGUGUUAACUGUGGUGUUACUGAGUGGGUUGUCAAGCCCUGGCAUCCAAUUCUUCAGAAUUGCUUGUCCAGGCUGUGGGACAUGUACCAUGAACAGAAUUGUGGCGGGGUAGUUGAUAAGCAGAAGUAUGAGAAGCAUUUGGCCAAGCUUAAGACUGAAAAUGACAAGCUGUGCAUUGAGUACACAAAGCUUGUCCAAGAUGUUUGA